AGGUGUUUCACUUCUCUACGCCUACAGUCAACAAAGAGGCUUAGUAGUUCAAGAAUAAUACUGGAGAACACCUUCUCCUUUCUCAAAUUGUAGGUCAGUCCCUUUCAUUGUGCUGUGGGAUCACCUCAGUCCAUAUUUUAAAAGGCCAUUAUGGACCAUACAAAGCUGAAAUAGAGUUGAAAUUGAGGAAUGGAGAGAUCGAGUUGCAGUAUAUAAAGCAAUGGAAGGUUUGAGAACCAGCAGUUGGAGAUUCCUUCAGAUUCCAUAUUUAAAAGGACGGGUGUAUUUGGAGGAAAGAUGGGUCAGAUCCUCCAGUCUACGUUUUUACUUGUAGUUGCUCUUACCACAAUCAGAGGAACGCUUGAGCAGAGAAUUAUCGGAGGCCAGGAAGUCGUCCCAUACUCCAUUAAGUACCAGGCAUCGAUCCAGUACAAUAAGCAGCACUACUGCGGGGCCACGCUUAUUCGUCCCCAGUGGGUAGUAUCUGCUGCACAUUGUUAUAAACCUCCUUCUCUGAUCCAAGUUGUCUUGAGUGAGCACAAUCUACUAGAACAGGAAGGAUUCGAGCAAGAAAUCAACGUAUCCAGGAUCUUUUAUUACAACUACAACUAUAGAACGUUCAACAAUGACAUCAUGUUGCUCCAGCUGGAAAGGCCCGCCCAGCUCAAUGCCAACGUCCAGCCUGUCCCCAUUGCUGACCCGAAUGCCCCGCCGCUCGAAGGAGGGGUCACCUGCACCGUGAGCGGCUGGGGGGUGACCCGCGUCUACAGCUACACCCUCUCCCCCGUGCUGCGUGCUGUCGACGUCAACAUCAUCCCUGAUUGCCAGUACUACUAUUACUGGAGGGUCAACAACAACAUGCUGUGCGCCGGCUCCCAAUUCGGGGGAAAAGACUCCUGUCAGGGAGACUCAGGUGGGCCCCUUGUAUGCAAUGGCCUUUUUGAAGGCAUAGUCUCCUGGGGGAUCAGCUGUGCCAACCCCUACUACCCUGGGGUGUACACAAAAGUGAGGAACUACACCCCCUGGAUCAACUGGAUCAUCGCCACCAACUGAGCCCCAGCUUAUCCAUGUGAGACUAGCUAGCUUGGAGAGGGAUGACACCUGAACAACCACUUCUGCUGGUUGUGCUUUAUGUAAAGACACCAUUAAAUGAGAGCGUAUACUGACCACCACAGCAUAGCUUGGACAUUAGCCUUAUAGGGGUGAAUACUCCAAAGAUGGCAUGGAAAACAGCAUUGCCACCCCUAAUGUGCGUUAUGGAAUGAGUAGCUUUUUUUUUUUUGUUUGUUUUUCAACCUGACAAUUGAAAUAAUGGACCCAGCAAUACCAUCACUGUCUGACAGUUUGUAAUAGUACUGCAAAUCUUUAAAAAGGGCUAAAUAAAAAAGGACUGAGAUGAAAUGA
Anguilla rostrata (American eel) is the source of this 1404-nucleotide messenger RNA. RefSeq names its product trypsin-like. The record is from RefSeq and is a predicted model, not a curated record. Lineage: Eukaryota; Metazoa; Chordata; Actinopteri; Anguilliformes; Anguillidae. The transcript has 6 exons. Gene Ontology annotation, biological process: proteolysis. Gene Ontology annotation, molecular function: serine-type endopeptidase activity. The coding region runs from base 298 to 1053 and encodes 251 amino acids.